Hepatospora eriocheir is the source of this 510-nucleotide messenger RNA. The record is from the annotation of a GenBank genome assembly. Lineage: Eukaryota; Fungi; Microsporidia; Hepatosporidae.
AUGAAGUUCUCAAAUCUUGAAAACAUUUCUAAGAAGGAUGAAAGAUUAAUAAAGUUAGAUUUUGAUGAUUAUAUUGCUAAUGUUUUAAACUUAAGUGAAACUAAGCCUGUUUAUUGUCCUGAUUAUCAGAAAAAUUCUUGUAAAGGAGGAUGUGGAUUAAUUCAUAUUAAACUAGCAACGGCUGUUGUUUGUAAACACUGGCUCAAAGGACUGUGUAAAAAAAAUGAAGAGUGUACUUUCUUACAUGAUUAUGAUUUACAGAAGAUGCCUGAGUGUUUCUUUUUUAAUGUGUAUGGUGUUUGUAAUAAUUAUGAAUGUCCUUAUAAACACGUAGAUGAUAAAAAUGUUAUCACUGAGUGCCCGUGGUACAAUAAAGGAUUUUGUAAAAAUGGACCCACUUGUAAAUAUAAACAUAUUAAAAGAUCUCUAUGUGUUGAUUAUUCUUUUGGAUUGUGUUUAAAAGGACCAAAGUGUAAUUUAUUUCAUUUAAAAGAGUUAGUUAGAAAUUAG